CAACCAGUCUUAUGUUAUCAGUUUUGUGGUUCCCAAUCAGAAGAAACUAACGGCACUUGCUGAACAGAGGGGUAUGUCUGACAGCUGGAACAACAUCUGUAACAAUCCUGUCAUGGAAUCAGAAGUUCUGAAAGAGAUUAAAGACAUGGCUAACAAAAUGAAGCUGGAAAGAUUUGAAGUGCCCAUCAAAGUGCGUCUGAGUCCGGAGCCCUGGACUCCCGAGACAGGCCUAGUCACCGAUGCUUUCAAACUGAAAAGGAAGGAGCUGAAGAACCAUUACCUCACUGACAUCGAGCGGAUGUAUGGAGGGAAAUAAGACCUCCCAAGCUCCCUGCGUCAGAAAGCGUGCGUCGUUUCUUCUGGAGCUGAGCGGUUGUAUUUCCAAACGGAAGCGGCGUUUCCUACAACAGUUGACCAUUUAUUCCCGGUUACCCAGAAGGAACGGCUGCGCCGGCUUUCUGCCUUGCAGUUUUC
Molecule: messenger RNA, 474 nt
Organism: Protobothrops mucrosquamatus (brown spotted pit viper)
Lineage: Eukaryota; Metazoa; Chordata; Lepidosauria; Squamata; Viperidae
Product: long-chain-fatty-acid--CoA ligase 4-like
Exons: 2
Biological process (GO): long-chain fatty acid metabolic process; neuron differentiation; long-chain fatty-acyl-CoA metabolic process
Cellular component (GO): endoplasmic reticulum; lipid droplet; plasma membrane
Molecular function (GO): arachidonate-CoA ligase activity
Source: RefSeq, a predicted model, not a curated record